Messenger RNA from Arabidopsis thaliana (thale cress), 3254 nucleotides. RefSeq names its product Phosphoinositide phosphatase family protein. The record is from RefSeq and is marked reviewed. The coding region runs from base 487 to 2943 and encodes 818 amino acids. Gene Ontology annotation, biological process: phosphatidylinositol dephosphorylation; phosphatidylinositol-3-phosphate biosynthetic process. The transcript is spliced from 16 exons. Gene Ontology annotation, molecular function: phosphatase activity; phosphatidylinositol-3,5-bisphosphate 5-phosphatase activity. NCBI's taxonomy places the organism in Eukaryota, Viridiplantae, Streptophyta, Magnoliopsida, Brassicales, Brassicaceae. Gene Ontology annotation, cellular component: vacuolar membrane.
GGUUGAGAAAAAGAGAAGAAAAAAAAAUCAGAAAUUGUGGUUUUCAUCAGCAGCAAACACAUUCUUCUUCUCGAUCCAAUCCUCUGCCAAUUUUCUCUCUUCUUCUUCCUCUUCUUCUUCGUCGUCGUCAUAUAAAGCUUCUCUCGUAACGAAUUAGAUCAUUCUUUGUGUCACCACCGACGUUUUUGUACAGCUAAUUUUUUUUGUGAAAUCCGAGCUUCGUUUUUUUGAUCAUUUUGUUUACACUUCCAGAGUGAUAACGAUUCUCUGAUCUGUUUCCAUGAUCGCUCUUCUCUAACUCUCUAUUCGAUCUUCGACAAUUUCUUCUACAACGCCGAAGAGGAAGAAAGAAUCUGUGUUUCUUCGUUGUGGCUUAUUUCUUUCUCUAUUGCUAUUUAUGUUCCGUAGAAAUUUGAUCUGGUGAAUGCUCCUGCGAUAAAAUUUCCCUGAGCCAACGCGGCUCGGGGGAGAUCUGUUAUAUCAGCUAUGUCUUCAUCAACGGACGAUGCAGGAACAACAACACAUUCUCUUCAGGAAUUCAAACUCUUCGAAACUCAAUCGAACUUUUAUAUGAUUGGUUGGGAUGGAAGUGGAGUUUAUAGAGUACUAAAGAUUGAUCGUCUUGAUCCAUCUGAGCUUAACAUUAGUCAAGAUUCGACUCAUUACACAAAGAAAGAAUGUUAUGAGUUGCUCAAACGGAUACACGAAGGAAAUAAAGCUACGGGUGGGCUUAAACUUGUGACUCUUUGUUAUGGUAUCAUUGGCUUUGUUAAAUUCUUGGGACCUUACUAUAUGCUGCUAAUAACUGAAAGAAGACACAUAGGUGAUCUUUUUGGUCACAGUGUCUAUGCUGUAUCAAAGAGCGAGAUAGUUGCCUUGCAUAAUUCUACUGUACAGUGCAAUUUUGCAAAUUCAAGAGAUGAAAACAGAUAUAAGAGACUCUUGUGUAUGGUGGACCUUACGAAAGACUUCUUUUUCAGCUAUUCUUACAAUGUAAUGAGAAGUUACCAGAAGAAUGUAUGCAAUUAUGAGACCGGGCAUAAUCUCUAUGAGAAAAUGUUUGUCUGGAAUGAGUUCUUGACUCGGGGAAUCCGACAUCAUCUACGGAAUACCCUGUGGACUGUAGCAUUGGUUUAUGGUUUCUUCAAGCAGGCAUCUCUUUCUGAAUCUGGGAAGGAUUUUAAGAUCACCCUUAUCGCUAGGCGUUCCCGUCAUAAUGCUGGAACCAGGUACUUGAAGCGAGGAGUAAACAGAAAUGGUGAUGUUGCCAAUGAUGUCGAGACCGAACAGAUAGUGUCUGAAGAUGUUCCUGAAGACCACCCUAUGCAAAUAAGUUCUGUUGUGCAGAAUCGUGGCUCAAUCCCUCUUUUCUGGUCACAAGAGACCUCACGACUGAAUCUAAAGCCAGAUAUAGUCUUGUCAAAAAAGGAACCAAACUAUGAGGCGACUAGGCUUCACUUUGAUAACCUUGUAGAACGAUAUGGAAACCCCAUCAUCAUUCUGAACUUGAUCAAGACAAAAGAGAGGAGGCCUAGAGAGUCAAUCCUACGAGAAGAGUUUGUUAAUGCAAUUGACUUUAUAAACAAAGAUUUACCUGAGGAAAAUCGUCUGCGAUUCCUCCACUGGGACCUGCACAAACAUUUUCGGAGCAAAACAAAAAAUGUCUUGGCACUCCUUUGCAAAGUAGCUACCUGCGCAUUGAUGCUAACCGAUUUAUUUUACUAUCAAGUUACACCAGCCAUGACGAUUGAGGAUUCCAUGAGCUUGUCUUCUUCUUCUGAUGCCGACACUGGGGAUAUAUCUCCACACACUAGUUCUGAUGAUGAUAAUGGGGACCAUGAUAGUCUUGAGAAAAAAUCUAGUAGGAGUAAGAAUAUUGCUUAUGGAAAAUGUGAUGUCAAGCCACCCAGGCUUCAGAGUGGCGUUCUUAGGACCAAUUGCAUUGAUUGCCUUGACCGUACAAAUGUAGCACAAUAUGCAUACGGUUGGGCUGCUCUUGGGCAGCAGCUUCAUGUAUUAGGGAUUAGAGAUGUUCCCGCCAUAGAACUUGAUGAUCCCUUGGCUAUUUCGUUAAUGGGGUUGUAUGAGAGAAUGGGUGACACACUAGCUCAUCAGUAUGGCGGAUCCGCAGCCCACAACAAGGUAUUCAGUGAGAGAAGAGGCCAGUGGAGAGCAGCAACUCAGUCACAGGAGUUCUUGAGAACUCUACAACGAUAUUAUAACAACGCAUAUAUGGAUGCAGAUAAACAAGACGCCAUUAAUAUAUUUCUUGGCACGUUCCAGCCUGAACAGGGAAUGCCAGCAAUCUGGGAGUUACGAUCAAAUUCUCUCUCCAAUGGACGAAAUGGAGAGAUGAACAUAGGGAAAGAUGAAAGGUUUCUUGUGAAAAGGUGCUUAUCAGAUGGAGAUUUUCUCCAUGAAAGUUGCACUCCGCUGUCAGCCAUGAGUAGCAAUCAUGAAAGCAUGCCACAAAAAGGUUUCUCCGCACCAUUACAGCAUGUGAGCCAUAUUCUUUCAGAGUCAUCGUCUGAUAUACCAGUAUCUAAUGAUGUAGCAUUAUCAAGGUGUACUCCUUCAAUGCCCAGGAAACAGCUCUUCGGAGAUGUGCAAAAGGUUCAUCGUUUUGGUAGCGACCAAGUUUACUUUGGCGGGGAGGAAGACAUGUCUAGUGUCUCCAAUUUUGUUGAUAUUGAGUGGCUUUCAUCAGAAAACCCAUGCGAGAAUGCUUUAUUUGACAGGUCGUCGGAGCUUACAAGAAAUUUGACAGCGGAGACGUCUUCAACAGAGAAUAGCGUCAACGGAGUAGGACAAUCGGCACCAACUAUAAGUGAAAGUGGGUCAAGCAGCAGUAAGGGAAAGGAACCGAUGGGAACAAAGAUUCGGGAGGACUUUCCAGAUAGCUUCAAAGAAUGGGUAGCAUACGGUGAAGCUCUCUGCCACUGAGUCCCAAAAUCUUAGGAACACGGAAUGGUACAAAAGAGUAGUACAUUAUUGCUGAAUAGCUGAAACCUUUGUGUUGCAUAAAAUUUCAUCAUUCGUUUGAAACCUUUAUUUUUCCCCCUAAUUUGUUUUGUAAAUAGUGUAAUGUUUAUAUAAAGCUUGUAAGAAUCAUGUUAAAAUUAUUUGUAGGUUUCUUUGUCUCUCUGUAAUCGUUUGAAUCACAAACACCUGCGGUUAUAUAUUGCGUUUGCGUUUUCUGAAGUAGUAGUCAUGAGUGACUUACUUGAUACACAAUUUUAAAAUGCUAUUACUUG